AUGACAAAGGAAGAACAUUUAAAUAGUAGUGUUCUAAAUCAAAAAGAUGAAACAUCAGAAAAAGAACAACUUAAAAGAAAAAUAAUUGAAAAAUUAACCUCCAAGUAUAAUUCAGAUGUCAAAAAUAUGCAACAUCUUUUACAAACUUCUUUGGAUGAGUUGGAUGCAAUUAAAAGGCAAUUGAAAACAAAUGGUAAUAACAGUUCUGGUAACGCUAAUAAUUUAACUAUCCGAGAGGUAUUAAAAGCGGAAGCAACCGGACCAGUAGCAAGAAGCGUGUAA
Saccharomycodes ludwigii is the source of this 282-nucleotide messenger RNA. RefSeq lists its product as uncharacterized. The record is from RefSeq and is a predicted model, not a curated record. Bases 1 to 282 code for a protein of 93 amino acids. The transcript has a single exon. Lineage: Eukaryota; Fungi; Ascomycota; Saccharomycetes; Saccharomycodales; Saccharomycodaceae.